Messenger RNA from Aureobasidium uvarum, 537 nucleotides. Lineage: Eukaryota; Fungi; Ascomycota; Dothideomycetes; Dothideales; Saccotheciaceae. The record is from the annotation of a GenBank genome assembly.
CUUUUCCCGUCAUCCCUCGCCCUGCACCCUCAACUCAACAAACUCCUAUGUCCUCGCCUUGUCCCUGAAUACGUGACCCCAAACGAAGACAUCCGCGCCGCCGUGGACGAAAAAGCACAAUGGCGGCAUAGUUCUCUACUCCUCCUCAACAAGACAAAAUGCCUGGACACUUUGACAACGCUAGACGUCCUAUUUGAAACCUCCAUCACAGGACUCAAACUCGUAGGGCAGGAAUUACUGCUUCAACAACACAAUGUUUCUAUCGGCAAAGUGAUAGACACUAACAGCGUAGAGUUUCUAGACGAGGGAAAAUGCAACACGCCUAGUGUAUUGCUAGCAGUCAGUCAUGCAAGAAAAAUCAUCAAAGAAACCUACAGAGCAAGAUUCAACAUGACAGAAGACCAAACUAGACGGCUCGAUCUCUUUGACUGUGCGACCAGGAUGCUGGAAGCCAGCGAGCAGUUUUGCGUGCUGCAGAGACAGUGUAGAGAGUUGAUUGGUUUGGUGAAGGAAGAGCAGGAUUUACCAGUGGGGUUG